Ectocarpus sp. CCAP 1310/34 is the source of this 404-nucleotide messenger RNA. The record is from the annotation of a GenBank genome assembly. NCBI's taxonomy places the organism in Eukaryota, Phaeophyceae, Ectocarpales, Ectocarpaceae.
AUGAAUUUUCCCCCCGCGUUGGCGCCCCGAGGGCCACCACUACCACCUUUUCACCAGCGCAGUGCUCCACACCAACACCUCGGAUCGGCACGAAACUUGGCGGCAACUUCGAUCAAGUUGUAUAAUACACCGGUGAUGUCGGAGGAAUGCUGCAGCGCAUGCCGGCAACCGACGGCAAGAAUUGACGUUUGCUGCAUGAGAGAAAGGACCGGGGGUAAUGUCCGGGCAUUCGUGGAGGCAGCCGGCGUGGCAGACAAGUUCCCCGCCUUGAAGUGCGGCGAUCCAGACAUAGACAAGCUCGUCCUAUGUAAACGUGGGGGUUGCCUAUUUGUUCGUCCUGAACCAGCAAAAGGAGAGCAGGGCGCCUAGCAAACGCCGAGCAAAGCGAGGGCCGAAGUGGACGU